This is a messenger RNA of Lates calcarifer (barramundi perch), 1801 nucleotides long. RefSeq names its product adenine nucleotide translocase lysine methyltransferase (gene antkmt). The transcript has 6 exons. The coding region runs from base 166 to 852 and encodes 228 amino acids. Gene Ontology annotation, molecular function: protein-lysine N-methyltransferase activity. Gene Ontology annotation, cellular component: mitochondrion. NCBI's taxonomy places the organism in Eukaryota, Metazoa, Chordata, Actinopteri, Centropomidae. The record is from RefSeq and is a predicted model, not a curated record. Gene Ontology annotation, biological process: peptidyl-lysine trimethylation; regulation of mitochondrial ATP synthesis coupled proton transport; positive regulation of proton-transporting ATP synthase activity, rotational mechanism.
AAUCGAAUAGUAGAGAUAAAGAGUGAUUCCCUGUUAUCCUCCCAUGGACACAUGUUGUCAGCGUCACAUAUGCGGAACUAAUAUGAGUAAGCUCACGGAUAUACGGAAUAUUUCGCAGACGGACGGAUCCUUCGGGGAAAUGUGUCCGCUCGCACUGCCACAGGAAUGGAUGAUAACACACCAGAUGAGGUCUUUGCCGAGCUCAAGUCAGGGCACCUCGGAGGAUGGGGUGUUGCUCAGAUAGCUGCUGGCACUGGGCUUGCUGUAUAUGCUAUGUGGGUGGGAAUCCUCCAACCAGGUUUCCGAAAAGUCCCUUUGAGACUGCAGGUCCCCUACAUACCAGCCAGCAAAGCUCAAGUAGAUAAUGUCAUGACACUGCUGAGAGGUCGAAAGGGAGGCCUUGUGGAUUUGGGAUCUGGUGAUGGCCGCAUUGUCUUGGAAGCCCAUCGGCAGGGCUUCACUCCUGCUGUUGGUUAUGAGCUCAACCCGUGGCUUGUUCGCCUCUCCCACUUUCAUGCAUGGAGAGCAGGCCAUCGUGGAAAAGUGUCGUACCGUCGGGAAGAUCUCUGGAAGGUCGACUUGACAGAAUGCAAGAAUGUCACAGUGUUUUUGGCUCCUAGCGUGCUUUCAUUGCUGCAGGAGAAGCUGCAAGCUGAGCUUCCUGAUGAUGCCUUAAUUGUGGCAGGACGUUUUCCCUUUCCUGACUGGAAACCCUGCAGGAUUGAGGGCCAGGGUGUGGAGAGAGCCUGGGCAUAUAACAUGCAAGCACAAAGACAGCACACUUUAAGGAAAAAUGACAAGCUCACAGUCAUGGAUAGCAACCCUGACAAUGAACUGACCAAGGAGAAAUGAUCCACUUGAAACUUUGUGAUGUCCCUGGUCUUCUGACCUACUUGAAUGGUAUCAUGGAAUUAUUAUAGUACAAGUUCUGUCUCUUUUACACUUUUUAAAGUAUUUUGUGGCUUUUAUGUUUUUAUUUGAUAGUGACAGUGGAGACAGACAAGAAAUGCAGGGAAAACGUGCAGGGGAAUGACAUGCAGCGAAUGGUUUGGCUGGUCGGGAGUUGUACCGGGGACCUGCUGCUCAGGACAUUCAUGCCCAUGUGGUGCACACCCUAAACAUUUGCCUGUCAGGGUGCCCCCAGUCUCUUCUACACUUUUAACAGAUUCUUAAAUCAUCAUCAUUUAUCAGCAAUGUCUUCAACCACUUUUGAACCAGAAAUUCCUGAGAAAGGAUCUCUGUUGGCAACAAAGGAAAACCACACCUUUGCCUCCAGAUACCUGUACAUUUUAUGGGAACUAUCUGCCUGGGGUGAACAAGCUUUUAGAUGCUGUAUCAUUUGCAGUUGUUUUUGUUGUGUUAACCAUAUGUCACAGAGUGCCUAGUAUCUCUUAGGUCUGCAUAUGAUUAGACAACUUCAGAAGAAAUUUUGUAUUCCACAGUGCAGUUUGUUUUGCACAGGUAGGAGGAACUAAACAAAUGCUUUGUGGGUGAUGGUCAGAGCCUGCUUAGAGCUGGGGAAAGCAAGUGUGGAAUGUGGCUCUUCAGGCUCUGGAAGUGGUUAUCAUUAUUAUUAUUAUUAUUAUUAUUAUUAUUAUUAUUAUUAUUUAAGUCAUAGUUGUAAACAGUCAUAGAUACUGUUCAUAAUAAAUCAUUAAAACAAAUGCUGAAUUACUAAUAUGGCCCUGGAGAGCUUUGGGGAUAAUCGGAAUGAGCUCUAUAUAACUAAUUACACUAAACUUGAUGGUGUAUAUCAGGAAAGGUGCAAUGUAGAGUGAAGAGAAAUAAAGUAUUCUAUUUA